CCGGUGCUCCGCUGUUUUCCAGAAAUACCAGCAGCCCGCUGUCUGGACAGGCAUUGGGAAUAGUCAAACUGAAUAGGCGAAUCGGGAGGGUAGUAACACAGCGUCUAUAAGAAGCACGAAGUACUAAAUAUAUCCUCCAAAGGACUUUGUCACGAAUUUCCUCCCAUCUCAAAGAUCGCCUCCGUCUCUCCCUUCCCUCUGAGGAUGUUUAGCUUGUUGUCACCAUAGUGCAGAGGACAUCACAUCAACAUCAACAGACGGUGAACAAUUAUGUCGCGCUUACUCAACAUCCCCACCUCAAAGCCUAACUGUGGCCUUGUCUGGGUCGCCUUUGUUCUGCUUGGCAUCUCGGCUCUAAACGCUCAAGCUAAAAUUGUCCUAACUGUUCCCCAGCAAGUGAGCCUUUCAGCCAACUUUUUCACUCAACAACUAACUAUUUUCUGGUUUGGAGGAGAGGCCACAACCUUUGACGUUAUCAUUUUGAGAACCGAAUUCAACGAAACUGUCUUUUAUAACACAGUCCCAGCAGUAGUGAACCAGGAUGGUGGUCGGCACCAAUGGACCUGGACUUCUGUUGAACCUCUGGAGUGCACAUCCUUAUCAGUCAAAAUCUGCUCAAGAGAUGGAAUGACAAAGAGUGAAUGGAGUGAACCUCAGAUCCUGAAAGGAAGGGAUCUCCCGAGCAACAGUGAUCAUCAGGUGUAUCCUCAAGACAAAGUCGUGCCUGUAGGGGGCAACACAACUUUCUGUUGUAUUGUGGAGGAGGGAAAGGAGUUUAGAGACCUUCUCUACGGCUCGAUAGAAAUGAACGUGAAACGUUUGAGUCGACGAAGUUAUGCCGCCACCGCUGUUUACCAGAACUUAUCUGGAACAACUGGAACGAAUGUUUUGUGUCGUUUAAGGGACAAACUGGCAGGAUCAGUCAUCUUUGUUGGAUAUCCACCUCAACCCACCAACUUUGAGUGCCUAACUUAUGACUUGACCUCAGCUGUGUGUUACUGGGAUACAGGACGAGCCACCAACCUGUAUGGCAAGAGAAAAACCAGCUACUCCAUAAAUAAGAGGGUCUGUCCUGACAGGACGUGUGUGCUGCCUCAGUGGGACGGUAACUGGACUCUGGUGGCUGUUAAUCCCCUUGGCCAGUACAGUCUGACUUACUCAGCUGAACUUCUUCACAGAGUGGUGCCAGUAGCACCAGAUAAGCUGGCUGACGCUGCCCAGGCCUGGAAUGCCACUGUGCAUUGGCAGUGGCCAUACAGUAGCUAUUCCACCCUGGCUCUUGUCUGCCAGGUACAACUAGCCAGCCGCAAUAUAUUGCUUAGAAAUUUCUCAGGUGUGGGUGUCCGUUCUGUUUUCCUGCCUCACCUCCACCCUAACACCAAAUACAGUGUUCGAGUUCGCUGUGGAUCCCUGAAUCACUUUUUAAAGUGGGGCAACUGGAGCAAAGAAUUUAACUUCACAACCAAAUCAUAUGCUCCUGAAGCCCCCGAUGUGUGGAUGUGGGUGAACAGAGACAACUCUGUGCGGGUUAUGUGGAAGCCUCUGACACAAUGGCAGAGCCACGGUGUGCUCACAGGAUACGAAGUUACUCUCUGGAACCUUGAAGGAAAUGAAAAGCAAACCAAUAACUUAUCUCCCAAAAAUAAUUCGUUGAACCUCACGCAUUGGGCUUCAAUCACUGGUGAUAAGAAAGCCAUUGCAUCAGUGAAGGCAAAGAAUGUGAAGGGGACGUCUAAACCUUCCAGCAUAAUGUUAGGUUCAAUAGAUGACAAGUCUGCUCCUUUGGCUCAGACGAUUUAUACCAGCAGUGGUUUCCCUUUGAGCUGGCAGCACAGUGACAACAGAUCGUGCAGUUAUUUGGUUGAGUGGUGUGAGGCUGUGUGCACAUCAGACUGCGCUGUGGACUGGAUCAGACUGGACACUGGAAGCUCUCAUGUCUCCAUUAAAGAUUCUAUCGUUAAAUUCCAGCCAGGUGUGAGGUACAACUUUUCCCUCUAUGAGUGCCCAUCAGUUUCCCCGGUGCUAAUACAGCGCUGGCAAGGAUAUAUUCAGGAGCUGCCCCCGUCUAUUUCUGUCAAUCUGGAGAUCAAUCAGCAGGACUGUGACGUUGUUCUUAGCUGGGAGGAGAUUCCACUGGCUGGCAGAAGAGGCUUCCUCCUAGGCUACAAAGUGUACAAAGUCAAUAACUUCUCCAAUUUCACACUGCUUGACGAUCUGAGCCCUGAAGUGAGGACGUACACUGUGAAGGAUCUCUAUACCAGCACCUAUAAAUUCACUGUGAAGGCUUACACAUCUGCAGGCGAGGAUACAGGAGGCACUGCUGCCAUCACGCUGAAGCAAUGUGCGGAUGGACUGAUUCUGGAGAUUUUGACUGCUUUGGGAAUUGUGACUCUACUACUGACCACCGUUAGUUGCUUUUGCUACAAGAAAAGAAGAUGGGUGAAAAAGGCUUUCUACCCAGACAUCCCUGAGCCCAAGCUGCCUGGUGAUUGGUCGAGGACGCAGGGACCUUUGGACGUGAAGCCGUUUCCCCACAGUAUGGUGCACAUCAUAGAAAAACCCGAGCGGGAUUUUAGUAAGGACACUCUCGUUAUCAUUCCUGAGGAAGAGGAUUACGAGGGAGAGGGAAUUGGAGAUGAGCCGGUAGACACAGAUGAGCCUCAGCUGUUGCGUUACUACAACCAGGUGGUGGAUGAGCGCCCCAUCAGACCGCGGUUUCCAGACUCCUCAGUUUCAUCCUCGUCUUCUGUAGAUUCAGCCAACACUGAUGUGACGUACACAGGUAUCCAGACAUCCCACUCGUCUUUGGUCUUCCCUUCAGACUCUCAGGGAUUCUCUGAGGGCUUCCAACCACACAGUGGCCUCUCUUUAAGCAGCGGGAAUACAGGAGAGGGUUACCACCCACAGAUGCACUCUGUAGCCCUGGGGGGAAACCUGGCUUCUCCUGGGCCCAUUGUGGAGCCUCACGCUGUUGGUUCUGGAGGCUACAAGCCCCAGAACUCCUGGCUUUUAGACUCUCCCACCGAGGGAGAUGAAAAUAGCCCAGCCCCCUCGCUGGGUUCACCCACUUCUGUAGCUUCUACUCAGUUCCUCCUUCCUGAUAGAGAAAGACACGAAGAAAAGAGACAACAACCACCAUCAGCAGCAAACUGGUUCACCAACCUGCUGUCAUCGGCAAAACCGUGACAUCAUCUCAGUUUGGCUGUUAGUUGGGGGAACCGCUCGUCUUUUCUGUCACCAUUGUCUCAUAUCUACAUGCAAGGAAGAAUCCUCUCUCACUGCAGCACUUCGUUAUCAAAACUUGCAUCUUGACUGAGUUAAUGCCGUUCAAGGUGUCUUUACUAAAAAAAUUCAACAAAUAUACAAGUUUUUUUUCCUCUUUUUUUUUUUUGGUGGGAUAUGCAUUAAAAUGUACGUGAGAAAAUGUAUUUUGUCAACAGAUAUCUACAGAUUUGCAGUCAUGUCUCUACUCAUGCGGUGGUUAAUGCCCCCCUGGAAAGCCUGAAAGUUGUUAAAUUAUUUUAAAAGCUUACUUGUACGAGAUGCUGUGAUGGCCAAUCAUCUUGCAUUUGCAGGUUAGUUUUUGUUGUUAUGCAAAAUCCGGAGUCCUCUAAAAAAAAAAAAAAACUGGGAACAAAAAUGAGUUUCUCUGAGAGCACUAGAAAAAAUAGAAGUAUUAAACACUAGAAACGUGGGGUUAAUGCAGUGUGUAGAGUACAAUUUGCAUAUAUAAAUUCUAAGUUGGCAAAAAGCGUGUAUACACAGUUUCUACGAUGUGUACAUUUAAAGUCUGGUGUUUAUUCUGAACACAAUGCAACAGACUUAAUUUCGCUUGACAUUUAAUGCAUUUCUAAAAAUUUAACUAAUUAAAAUAUUAAAUGUACUUGUAGAGCGCUUUAUCAACUCCAGAGGAACCCAAAGCGCCUAACGCUACAUUCACACACUGAUGGUGGCAAGCUACUACCCUGUAGCCACUGCUGCCCUGUGGCAGUCUGACAGAAGCAAAGCUGUCGUCUUUUCUGCUGUCAACUGAUGAGUUACUGAAAGACAAUGUCAAGUCGCUUUAACAAGAAAAAAAAAAUAGUACUAAAGUAGCUUCCAUUUUUUUAUAGAUUUUAAAUUUUUUUUAAAAUUACUGUUCUGAAAGAUGCACUCAUAAAGAAGUGGUGCUUUCUAAUGAGGUCUGGACAUGUGUGGGGGGUUGAACCUUUCAGAAAUACACUACAAUAAGCUAGAAUAUUAUAAAUUUAUGUCAUUUAUUGCGUAAACUGUUACUAUUGAGAAUUUUGUUUUGUCUUCCAUAUUCAGUGAAGUUUAUUUUGUUGAACGCAUUUAACUUCAGGCCAGUGUCUUCUUUUAAAGCUAUGCUGAGCAUUAUUGAGAUUAUUAUGGGUAUUAAAUGAUUCUUUCUGUGUACAGUGCAUAAAUUGUCUUCAAAGUUGUUAUGCUUCCAAGAAUUUGCACCAUUUCACCUUUCACUGCCUUACCCAGAAGUAUUUAAAAUGUUCUGCAGGUAUACAAUUUACAACUGAUCCGAAAUGCACUGUAUGGAGUCAUAAAUCCUACUGGAGAGUUGAUGUAGAAAGUUUUUAAUCUUUUUAUUUUAAUAUUUUUUUAUGUGAACUACACUACAUUUUACAUUGUCUUUUAAAUGCAUACAGCCACUUUCUAUUUUUUUUUUUAUGGUCGGGGAAACUACAAUGUAGAUAGUGAGGGCCUAAAUUGUUGUUUGACUCUUUUGUUUAUCAAAACUUAAACAGUUGGAAAAAUUUGUUUGGACAUGACCUCAAAUAUAGAUUUUUCCAGUCAUGUCUUUUCAGUUUUGUUCUGACUUGUAGCUCCACAGCUACAAGUCAGAACAAAACCUGUUCUGACUUGUUCUGAGUAAUUGUGUAAUUUGUAUUUUCAGAAACUGAAAGUAAAAACGUAUGAAUGGGAAACCAGUGAACACAAGGCAACUGAAAGUGAUAGUAGUUUGGAUUCUAACUCAGACGUGUAUAUCAUUUCAGGUGACCAUUCAAAACAAUAGUGGCACUAAAUUUGCAGGUUCACACUUGAGUUCAUGAAUUUGAAUAUUAAUAUGAUGACUUGAUAUAAUGCCAGAAAUGUCAUGAGAAAUGUUGUCUUGAGUGCAGUAGCUUGGAAACUUAACAAACCAGCUACAUCUCUGCUAUGAGCCCAGUCUGUUGUAAUUUGCGGCAGUGAUGGCUUUUGACAAAUCUUUCAAUCUAUGCGAUUUCUGACCACCAUUGUUAGUCUGAUGCCCAAAACCGUCAUCACUCCUAUUUAUCCAAAUAACUGCGUCACCAGAAUGCUUAGCAAUCCAAGAAGUAGUUAUACAAAUCAAAAUUUUUUUCUACACAUUUUAAAUGUUGGGGUGUAACUCCACUGCAAUUAAAUUACGGUCAAAACAUUAUUAUCUGGACACCAUGUGUCACUUCACCCACUCUGUCAUUGUGGCUGUAAUUAGUUGCCCCACAGAUUGUUUGGCAGCAAACGUCACUUCAAGUAGGAAGUGGAAAAGAUAAAAUACUCAUACAGCAGCUGUAACUACAUCAUCUAUCCUUCAUUUGGCUCAGACACAAGGCAAAAUGCUUAGUUUAGUUUUUCUGGUUAGACGUAUAGAGAAAACAUUUGGAAAACGUGUUGUUUUAGUUUGAUCUGCAGCUAUUAGCAGGUGUUUGUAUUGAUGCAGAAAAAAAAAAAAAAAACCUAAAAUCUCAGCAAAAGCAAUUCUUUUCCUAGCAAACAAUCUGUCCCUCACAAACUACACCUGCAUUUAUCUUGAUAGGCUUGCUGUAAACUUCCCUCACGUAUCCACAACAAGAACAGUUGGAUCUUUCCCCUCAGGUUUGUGUAGACAUUUUACUUAAAUUUAAAAUGUUUAAUUGUUAAAUAAUCCUGGGCCAAAAAUUGUUUGCCACUAAGAGACAAUACUUUUCUGUUCACUAAUAUGGUCUGGAUAUUUCAGAUAGCUGUCCUUUUUAUUAAUGUUAUUUGCAAGGCAGAUCUUUUCUGUUUACACGACAGGCUUCCAGAUGGCAUCAAUGAAAACCUUGUCGUCAUACAUAUGGAAGUGCCUCCAUGUUUUCAGGUUGUUUUUUUUAAAGACUUUCAGUUUCAGGUAGUGCAUUUUAAAAGUGUGUAUCUGCUUAGAAAAAUUGGAAGGCUUGUCAAGAUUUCAAUUCAAGGCUUUUGGGAUUCAAAAUUAUAUUUGCCCUUUAAAGAGUCUGCCUUUAGUAAAAAUGCACCAUUGGUGAGGCUUUGCUAAAGUAUCUGUAGAGAAUGUUUAUCCUUUGGGUAAUACUUCUCAAAAUCUCUGGAUUUCCCUAUUGUAUCUUUUUUUCUUUUCCAAGUCGGAAUGGAUUCUCUUCGGCUGACAGUUGUAAAUUACUUUAGUGCCUCCAGCCAACAAGCUUUAAUGAAAAUGACUGUGACAUGGAAACGCUACUAAAGGAUGUUUUUACAGUUGAGAUACUGGUAAGGGGCAAUCAGCCCAGUUUUUUUGACACUUGCAAACUUUUUCUUUAGCUUGUAAAACUGAUUAAAAAGAUUGCAUAUGAGUGUGCAUAAAUGGCGGAUUACCUUUAAAGUGUCAUUGUUGAUUGUUACAGAAUUUAAUUUAAACGGCACCUUUUUUAAGAAAAAAUGUUUAUAUGGAAAUAACUGUUUUUUUUCCUUGUCCUGACAAAAUGUUAUACUUUAUCAGAUAUAUUUGAGUUUAAUUAAAAUCUUUUUUUAUGUAAUAAAAUGUGAAGUUUUUCUAAAAUAUAUAUAUAUUGUAGUAAACCAACUUAAUACUGUGUAGCUGAACUUUCUCUUUAUCAUAUCACAAACUAAUUUUUAAUCAGUGUAGAUGUGACCAGAAAAGUCAUCAUUGAUGUGUGCAUAUUACUUUUCUUUCAAGCAUCAUUUUUUGUUUGCUAGAAAUUGCCAUCUCUGGGCAAAAGAUAUACAGGGUCCAUUUGCUGUCUAACAUCUCAAUAUUAGCUCAAUAGUUUUGUGAACUUGAUGCAUGCUUCAUAAACUGUAAAUACCAAACAGUGGCUUUGUGAACCUUUAAAAUUGUUACAUUUUUGUCAUCUUUGAUCUGAAACACUGACUAACACAUUGCAUGAUAACGUGACUUAAAUGUAAUAUGUUGAACUAAUUCCCCCCUCCUCCCCCUGGAUUUCAGUAAAAUGUAGAGAGUAUAUUGCAGAAUAUUUUAUUAAGGACCUGUAUAGUGUAGGAAUUGCUUCUGAGUGAAUGUGUAAAUGUAAGAAUCAAUACCACAGAUUGCUAUCAUUCUUGUUUAAAUGCAAUAAAUUGCUUUUUGUCUGAACACUU
Gambusia affinis (western mosquitofish) is the source of this 7329-nucleotide messenger RNA. It is a transcript of the gene lifra, whose product is annotated as LIF receptor subunit alpha a. Gene Ontology annotation, cellular component: external side of plasma membrane. Lineage: Eukaryota; Metazoa; Chordata; Actinopteri; Cyprinodontiformes; Poeciliidae. Gene Ontology annotation, biological process: cytokine-mediated signaling pathway. Gene Ontology annotation, molecular function: cytokine receptor activity; protein binding. The record is from RefSeq and is a predicted model, not a curated record. The transcript is spliced from 18 exons. The coding region runs from base 271 to 3186 and encodes 971 amino acids.